Messenger RNA from Ceratotherium simum simum (southern white rhinoceros), 1697 nucleotides. It is a transcript of the gene HPCAL4, whose product is annotated as hippocalcin like 4. The record is from RefSeq and is a predicted model, not a curated record. Lineage: Eukaryota; Metazoa; Chordata; Mammalia; Perissodactyla; Rhinocerotidae. Gene Ontology annotation, molecular function: calcium ion binding.
CGUGUCGCCUCUGAGAGACACAUAGUGAUACAAGAACUGGGAGGCGGCUCCAGAGCGGACCUUGGGGAACCUGGUGCACAGCUCGCCAGCCAGUCGCGGUCCCCGCGGCCCGCCGAGGCUCGGAGUCAUCCAGCAACGCGGCGAGCGGCCUCAGGCCCCGCCAUGGGGAAGACCAACAGCAAGCUGGCCCCAGAGGUGCUGGAGGACCUGGUUCAGAACACGGAGUUCAGUGAACAGGAGCUGAAGCAGUGGUACAAGGGCUUCCUGAAGGACUGCCCCAGCGGCAUCCUCAACCUGGAGGAGUUCCAGCAGCUCUACAUCAAGUUCUUCCCUUACGGCGAUGCCUCCAAGUUUGCGCAGCACGCUUUCCGCACCUUCGACAAGAACGGCGAUGGCACCAUCGACUUCCGGGAGUUCAUCUGCGCCCUUUCGGUCACCUCCCGCGGCAGCUUCGAGCAGAAACUCAACUGGGCCUUUGAGAUGUACGACCUGGACGGCGACGGGCGCAUCACGCGCCUCGAGAUGCUGGAGAUCAUCGAGGCUAUAUACAAGAUGGUGGGCACCGUGAUCAUGAUGCGCAUGAACCAGGAUGGGCUCACACCCCAGCAGCGUGUGGACAAGAUCUUCAAGAAAAUGGACCAGGAUAAGGAUGACCAGAUUACGCUGGAGGAGUUCAAGGAGGCGGCCAAGAGUGACCCAUCCAUUGUGCUGCUGCUGCAGUGUGACAUGCAGAAGUAGAGGCUGGUGAGGGGCAGGGCCUCUGGCCAGGAGGGGUGUGGCCACCUCCCGACCUGAUGACCUCUCUACCUGGCCCUUCCCCAGGGGGAGGGGUACUCCAGCCUCACUCUCUGGCUCACCCAACCCUCUGCCCAAGCCCUUGCUCCCCUCAAUCAAGGUCCUUGAGGGACCACCUCACCCUGGAAAAGAGACAGAUCCUCAGGUAUCCUGUUGUCUAGCCCCAUCCCCAGUCUUGGCCCAGAACCAAGACCCACUGGGCAUAGGGGAGUUGGCUUUUGCCCCAAGAGGCAGGGUUUAGGAGGGGGGCUGAGGUUCUGCUUUGAAAUUCUGUUCUUCCUGGGGUUAUGCUUUAUAGGAUUGGUCCCAUAGACCUCAGUUAAAGGGCCAAAUUGGGUCUGUUCUUUGCUGAGGACCCAGAUCCCUUAAAGGUGGUCUCUGCCCUGCUCCCUUGACUCUACCUGGCCCCUCUGGCCCCAGCCUUUGGAGCAUUUAUUCAGUCCUUUCUUCAGCUAACGUUUAUUGAGCACCUGUCCAGUGCCAGGCACCUCUAGGUGCUAAGGAUAUGGUAGUUUACAAGACAUGUUCCAUGCCUUCUGGAAGCUCAUAGGGUAGUGAGGCAAACUUCCAGUGGUCAGAAUCUCAGAUGGGGACAUCGAGCACAGUUGAGCAGAAAGUGUGGCAAGGCUGGUUAAGAGGAACUAUUAAAUCUUUCAGCUCAGUGCCACACAGAGCUACAGAAGGAUGAAAUGAAUAGCGUUUGGCAGUCUAGGAACCAGGUGAGUGGCAGUUUUACGAGAAAUUGAAAUUUAUGUAAUACUUAUUUUUUUAGUACCCUUUAAAAGAGCUAAAGUCAUUUCAUUAGUUUAGGAUAUUAAAACAUACUUUAUAUUACUUGGUUUCUUGUAAAAUGAUUAAAUGAAUAUAGAAAAUGCUAAUUUUCUGGGGGAAAAAAGAGCUGA